AUGGCAUACUCCCACUCAAGACGUCAUGGCACCAGAAUGUCGCUGGAGGAGACUCUGGAGCAGGAACGACGGGAGCUCGUGGAUACUCUGGAGGGUCGUCAGACGCGUCACGUCUCCGAAUCAUGGACUUCAGCAUCGUCCUCCAUGAAUAAUAAUUCGGGAAACCCUGCGAGAUACAGUAUGCUGGAGUUCUCUCCUAGUCCUGGGGCUCUACCGCUGCGCCAUGGGUCCAUUGCCGGUAUAGGAGUGGGUGUGACUCCGCCGUCGUCAACUCAUCGGCGCUCCUGGAAUGAGCCGAUCUUGUCGUCGCCAUUGCGCCUGAGCUCUACUGCGACGUCCCCGCCCUCUGCAUCGUCUCCUACCUCUCCUCAGGAUCAGGAAAAGGAAAAAUCAUCUGGCGAUUCCGAGACUGCCCCUCGUAAGUCAUCGGACGGCACGGACCGAUCCCACGAGAGGAAAAAAUCAGUAGGCAAGACCGAGAAAUCCGGGAUGAAGUCACCGACAAUUACUACCGCACUUCAUCUCGAUACCUCAGUGUCGCUCAGUAGCCCCGACCGUGACUCUGCGAUUUCCCCCACCUCUACAUCUCUGGCACAGGAAAAGUCGCCGGUCGGCAAAAAUACUGUGGCUGCAAUGAUGUCAGGAUUGGACUCGAAGUUCGGGUUGCCGACUUUCGCUAGGGGACGAGACUCCGCUCGCCGCAGCGGCGCAUCGAGGGGGUCUUCACUGGAUUCUCGGCUCCCCUCUCGGUUUGCGCGCUCCAUCUCCCCCAGGAACCGAUGGCUCCGAACCAACCCUUUCAGCCUGGCAACCUCUUCCCUUAAACCCAAUAAAUCAACCGCCAAAGCGAUCGACAUGCAUUUGUCCGAUGCAGCGCUCUCUAAAUUGUCGGGAGGUCUAUCAGCACUCCCAGAGCCCGGAUCCCGUCGGGGUUCGCUUGACGAAGGUUCGACUGCAGAUGAUGAACGUUUGGAGAAGGACGUAUAUGACAGCGAGAACAAUCCGAUCGGAGAGACAAGCGACGAAGAAGACUUUGACGACAAUUCCUCAAGCGAUGACGAAUCCGUGGGCCGUGGGAGGAAGGUGUCUAUCGAGAUUAUAUCUCCGUCCGAUGAUGGCAGUCCGGUUGACACGGAGGAAAAGCCACGAAGUCUUCUUGCAGCAGCAGAAGAAGAGCGUAAACUGGUCGAGGACAAGAUCAACUCUACACCCCACGAGGAGCAGAAACCCACAUUGAUUCACUCCGCAAAGCUGGGCCCGCAGCCACUGAAUCCUCCGCAACCACCGAAGCCCCAGCAGCCCCAGGUUCACCCGCGUACGAGCUACGAAGCGACUUCUGCAGUGAACACGCCGUUUGGAUCGGAAGACGAAGCGGAGCUGUCGGAUAUCAAACGAGCCCAGAAACUCAGCAUCCAAAUGUCGUCCAUCAACAACUCUGUUCACAAUAGAUCUAUCAGGACCAUCGUGCGUGGUGACUUUGGCAAUGUGCUAGAGGAAACUGAAGGAGGCCGUCGCCGGCGGCGGAAGUACAUGGUGACCACCGACCUCAGCGAGGAAUCUGUGUAUGCGCUGGAGUGGACGAUUGGAACCAUUUUGCGGGAUGGAGAUACCUUGUUUGCCGUCUGUGCUCUCAACGAAGAGACCAGCACCGGCCCGUCUGUUCAGAUCGGCGAGGGCGCAAAAGCGAUGCAGGAUUCCGCGAUGGUGGUGGGGUCUCAAACAGAGGAGACAGCACGGAAGUACCAGAAUGAUCCGUCCACUUAUCUUCCUCGUGCCAUUCGGGAUCGUCUAGGGUCGGGCUCUGAUAGCAAGUCGAACUCCGUCGAUGCCAAGGGUAUCUCCAAAGCAGAGUCGGAUCGGAUGCAUGCUGUCGAGACAAUUUCUCAGACCUGUGUUCGGUUGUUGAGGAAGACACUGCUUCAGGUACGGAUUGCGGUGGAGGUGAUUCAUUGCAAGAGUCCUAAGCAUAUGAUAACUGAGGCUAUUGACGGACUCGAGCCGACUCUCGUGAUUGUCGGGGCCAGAGGACGAAGUGCUUUGAAGGGUGUUCUUCUGGGAUCGUUCUCGAACUACCUGGUCACCAAAUCUUCCGUUCCGGUAAUGGUCGCUCGCAGGAAACUAAAGAAGCACACCAAGAACAAAAAGACGAAUAUUCGCCUUUCCAACAACUUAUCAACGCCAAAGAGUCUUGCCAUGGCAAAGAUUGAUUGA
This is a messenger RNA of Aspergillus chevalieri, 2211 nucleotides long. RefSeq names its product universal stress protein family domain protein. Lineage: Eukaryota; Fungi; Ascomycota; Eurotiomycetes; Eurotiales; Aspergillaceae. The transcript is spliced from 4 exons. Bases 1 to 2211 code for a protein of 736 amino acids. The record is from RefSeq and is a predicted model, not a curated record.